Molecule: messenger RNA, 1383 nt
Organism: Diorhabda carinulata
Lineage: Eukaryota; Metazoa; Arthropoda; Insecta; Coleoptera; Chrysomelidae
Product: lanC-like protein 2
Exons: 8
Coding region: 164-1321 (385 amino acids)
Biological process (GO): carbohydrate metabolic process; peptide modification
Cellular component (GO): plasma membrane
Source: RefSeq, a predicted model, not a curated record
UAUUUUUAAAAGUUGAUAGCUGGAAAACAUAACUUGUCAAAUUAACCUCAAUUCAUGUAAACAUUUUUAACAAAAUAAACAUUGCGUAUUUUAUUCGAUUUUAUACGAAACCCGUUGAAGUAAAAUAUUUUAGUUCGGUUUAACUCUUCAUCAACGAGUUGUAAUGAAGUUUUUCAAUAAUCCUUAUGACGAUUAUACCCCCGAUGGAUUACAAGAGACAAAAACUAAAGUAAGUCAAUGUAUCAAUUUGAAAUGGCAAUCUACUUUGGAAAAAUUGCUGACCUUAGACUACAAUGACUAUUCAGUGUAUACUGGAACUGCUGGCAUUGCGUUGCUAAAACUCAAUAAAGAACCAGAUGACAUCAAAACAAUAAAGGAAACAAUAAAACUUCUAUCACUUAACAAAUUAAAAGGAAGAAGACCUACAUUUCUCUGUGGUGAUGCAGGCCCCCUUGCAAUUGGAAUAGUGUUGAAACAUAAAUUGGGAAAUCAUGAUGAAGUUAAACAAUUAAUUUUGAAACUUACUAAUCUCAAUAAAGAUGUAUUAGAUUUAUACUCGGAUCUGGCUAAUGAAUACAUGUAUGGCAGAGUGGGAUAUUUAUAUGCCAUUCUUUAUGUAAACAAAUAUGUUUGUCCACCUCCUUUUGAUGACAAUUAUAUCAGUCAGAUCAUAGAGACCAUCCUAGUAGUAGGAAGGAAUAUGUCAAAAGCUGGUCGUUUUAAAUGCCCUUUAAUGUAUGAAUGGCAUGACAGUUAUUAUUUGGGAGGCGCGCAUGGACUUGCUGGUAUUUUAUAUCUACUUCUGCAAGCCAGGGUGUAUUUAACUGAAGAUGAUUUAAAUAAUUUAAUAAAACCUACCAUAGAUUAUUUAUUAACACAAAGAUUUCCCAGUGGUAAUUUUCCAUCUUCUUUGGGUAGAGAUGCUGAUAAGUAUGUACAAUGGUGUCAUGGAUGUCCUGGAUUUGUUCCUUUGUUAACUACUGCCUACAAGAUUUUCCAGGAUACUAGAUAUUUACAUUCGGCACUUGAAUGCGGCGACAUAAUUUGGCAAAGAGGAUUAUUAAAAAAGGGGUACAGUUUAUGCCAUGGGGUCUCAGGAAAUGCUUAUUCUUUUUUGGAAUUAUAUCAGACAACUAAGGAAGAAAAACACCUUUACAGAGCCUUGAAAUUCGCUGAAUGGUGUAUUGAAUACAAGAAAGAACACGAAGAAAACUAUCCAGACAGACCUAAAUCUUUGUAUGAAGGUAUUGCUGGACCAAUGUAUUUUCUGCUGGAUACACAAAAACCUUUGGAAGCUAAAUUUCCCGGAUAUACGCUAUAAAUAUAUAACGACUGAUUUUUUUGUUGGUAUAAUAUAAAAUGUAUUUAAAACUAUAUCGAAAA